This is a messenger RNA of Arachis duranensis, 1175 nucleotides long. Its product is annotated as peroxidase 7. Bases 25 to 1056 code for a protein of 343 amino acids. Gene Ontology annotation, biological process: response to oxidative stress; hydrogen peroxide catabolic process. Lineage: Eukaryota; Viridiplantae; Streptophyta; Magnoliopsida; Fabales; Fabaceae. Gene Ontology annotation, molecular function: peroxidase activity; heme binding. The transcript has 3 exons. The record is from RefSeq and is a predicted model, not a curated record. Gene Ontology annotation, cellular component: plasmodesma; plant-type cell wall.
CCAAACAUUAUUUCACCCAGAAACAUGAAGCACCACUAUUGUUUUUCCUUGUUCCUUAUUUUGGUCAUGUUGGAGCUUAUCACCAUUUCAAGUGUGGCUUAUGGUCAAGGAAAUGUGCUCAAGAAAACAUUGAACUCUUCAUCAUUACAUCGUCCCAAAGCAUCGUUGUCAAUUGAUUACUAUCAUAGAAAAUGCCCCGAUGCUGAAGGCAUUAUCUCACAGAAGGUUUCCGCAUGGAUUAAGAAGGACCCCACACUGGCCCCUGCCAUAAUCCGCUUGCACUUCCAUGACUGUGCCGUCAGAGGAUGCGAUGGAUCAAUUUUGCUUAACCAUAAAGGUAGCGAGAGAAGUGCAUUUGAGAGCAGAACCCUCAAAGGUUUUCAAUUGAUUGAUGAAAUUAAAUCCGAGCUAGAGAGAAGGUGUCCAGAAACAGUCUCUUGCGCCGACAUUCUAACUGCCGCUGCAAGAGAUGCCACAAUUCUAGCCGGGGGACCAUUUUGGGAAGUCCCAUUCGGCCGCAAAGACGGUCGAACUUCCUUAGCUAGGGAAGCUAGUAUGGUCCCCCAUGGCCAUGAAAACAUCACAACCCUUCUUGAAUUCUUACAAGGAAUUGGCCUAGACAUGCUUGAUUUGGUUGCUCUCUCAGGCUCACACACAGUUGGGAGGAGCACUUGCCACUCGUUCAUGGAUAGGCUUUAUAACUUUAAUGGUACCGGGAAGCCUGAUCCGUCAUUAAAUGUGAAUUACUUGAUGUUGUUACGGAAAAGGUGCAAAAGGGAGUCGGAUUUGGUGUACCUUGAUGCCAUAACACCAAGGACUUUUGACACAACAUAUUACACAAACCUUAUGAGGAAGGUUGGGUUAUUGUCAACAGAUCAAUCACUCUAUUCAGAUGCAAGGACUGCUCCUUUUGUUGAAGCAUUUGCAACACAGCCUUUCCUUUUCAGAAGCCAGUUUGCAGUGUCAAUGGUGAAGCUUGGGAAUGUCGGGGUUCUCACUGGGUCAACUGAUAAAGGUGAAAUCAGAGUGAACUGCAACUAUGUCAAUGGUGCCUGAUUCGAUUUGGAAGUGGUGUGUGGGAGACCUACUUAUGUGUCGUUAAAUGGUUCAUCUUUUCAAUGGUUCUUUUUUCAAUAACUAAAUAAUUUUUUUAUAUAUAUAUUUAUGUGCAACAA